CCGCACAAGCGCUCAUUGUCAGAUGAGUUUGAGCCGCUGCUGCUGCUGUUGUGUAAUAGCAGUCGAUCGCUCCUCAUUGAGAGUGAAAUAGACUUUAUUCUUCUUCUUCUCACUGUUUGUGUGUUUAAAUCGUUGUGCUGGAGGAGAUCCGGUGACAGUCACAGACAGACAUGAUCACUUCAGCCGCUGGUAUCAUUUCCCUCCUGGAUGAAGACGAGCCGCAGCUCAAGGAGUUUGCUCUACAUAAACUAAACUCCAUUGUCAAUGACUUUUGGGCUGAGAUUUCAGAGUCUGUAGACAAAAUCGAGGUCCUGUAUGAGGAUGAGACGUUUUGUAGCAGAGAGUUUGCUGCGCUGGUGGCUUCUAAAGUGUUUUACCACCUCGGAGCUUUUGAGGAGUCUUUAAACUACGCACUGGGUGCUGGAGAUCUCUUCAACGUCAGUGACAAUUCAGAAUAUGUGGAGACAAUUAUUGCCAAGUGUAUCGAUCAUUACACCAAACUGCGUGUCGAGAACGCCGAGCUGCCAGAGGAUGAGGAGAAGAAAAGCAUUGAUCCUCGUCUAGAGGGAAUCGUCAACAAGAUGUUCCAGCGCUGCUUAGGAGAUCACAUGUACAAACAAGCCAUCGGCAUCGCGCUGGAGACCCGGCGCUUGGACAUCUUCGAGAAAACCAUCCUGGAAUCUGUAUGUUAUUUAUCUGCAGAUGAUGCCAUGGAGACAGAGGAUAAAGCUGGAAGUUCGCCAGCUGGAAAAGCUGCAGAUGUGAAGGGUGAGCCCAAAGACCAGAACUCAAAAAUGAUCAAAAUACUAAGUGGUGAAAUGGCCAUUGAGCUGCACCUUCAGUUCCUCAUUCGAAACAACAACACAGACCUGAUGAUCCUCAAAAACACAAAGGAUGCGGUGCGAAAUUCGGUGUGUCACACAGCGACGGUCAUAGCAAACUCAUUCAUGCACACGGGAACAACAAGUGACCAGUUUCUACGAGAGAAUUUGGAGUGGCUGGCAAGAGCAACUAACUGGGCCAAAUUUACAGCAACAGCCAGUCUUGGCGUCAUUCAUAAGGGCCAUGAAAAGGAAGCACUACAGUUAAUGGCGACUUACCUGCCCAAAGACACCUCACCUGGAUCAGCCUAUCAGGAAGGAGGAGGGCUUUACGCUCUUGGGCUGAUCCAUGCUAAUCACGGAGGGGACAUCAUUGACUACCUUCUGAGCCAGCUGAAGAAUGCCAGUAAUGAUAUUGUUCGACACGGUGGCGCUCUGGGACUCGGGUUAGCGGCCCUGGGCACUGCUCGCCAAGACGUCUACGACCUGCUCAAAUCAAACCUCUAUCAAGAUGAUGCAGUAACAGGAGAGGCGGCUGGUCUUGCUCUGGGGCUAGUGAUGUUGGGCUCAAAGUCAGCCCAGGCCAUUGAGGACAUGGUGGGCUAUGCUCAGGAAACCCAGCAUGAGAAGAUCCUGCGUGGACUAGCUGUCGGCAUCGCAAUGGUGAUGUAUGGAAGGAUGGAAGAGGCCGAUGCUCUAAUUGAGAGUCUGUGUAGAGAUAAGGACCCCAUCCUACGCCGGUCGGGAAUGUACACAGUGGCCAUGGCGUACUGCGGCUCUGGGAACAACAAAGCCAUCCGACGACUGCUGCAUGUGGCUGUAAGUGACGUGAACGACGAUGUUCGGAGGGCUGCCGUGGAGUCCAUUGGAUUGAUCAUGUUCAGGACUCCAGAACAAUGUCCCAGUGUGGUUUCUCUGCUGUCUGAGAGCUACAAUCCUCACGUCCGCUGCGGCGCUGCAAUGGCUCUGGGCAUCUGUUGUGCUGGCACUGGGAACAAGGAAGCAAUCAAUCUCCUGGAGCCCAUGACCAAUGACCCGGUGAAUUACGUCAGACAGGGCGCGCUGAUCGCCUCGGCUUUGAUCAUGAUCCAGCAGACGGAGGUCACCUGUCCAAAGCUUCCCAAAUAUCAGCUUGUGUACGAACCCAGUGGUCGCAAUGUGACGAUCUCUCUGCAGUCACGCACAGGCCACACCCACAUGCCAUCUGUGGUGGGUCUCUUGGUCUUCACCCAGUUUUGGUUCUGGUUCCCGCUCUCUCACUUCCUGUCUCUGGCCUUCACACCCACAGCUAUCAUCGGCCUCAACAAGGAUCUGAAGAUGCCAAAGGUGCAGUAUCGAUCCAACUGCAAGCCCUCCACCUUUGCUUACCCUCCACCCUUGGAGGUGCCAAAGGAGAAGGAAAAAGAGAAGGUUUCCACCGCCGUUCUGUCCAUCACGGCUAAAGCCAAGAAGAAGGAGAAGGAGAAGAAAGAUAAGGAAGAGGAAAAGAUGGAAGUGGAAACACAGGCAGAAGCAGAGAAAGAGAAGAAAGACGAGGAGAAGGAGAAAGAAAAAGAAAAGAAAAAAGAACCAGAGCCAAACUUCCAGAUGUUGAAGAACCCAGCACGUGCCAUGCCCGCCCAGCUCAAGGUCCUCGCCAUGCCUGACAGCUGCAGAUACCAGCCCUUCAAACCUUUACACACGGGUGGCAUCAUCAUCUUGAAAGACACCAGUGAGGAAGAGGAGGAGCUUGUGGAGCCCGUGUCUGCUCAUGGCCCUAAGAUCGAGGAGGAAGAACAGGAGCCCGAGGCCCCAGAACCCUUCGAAUACAUAGACGAGUGAGAGUACUUACAGGUGGUGUUACGAAUUGUGCGUGUUCACAGCGUGCACCGCUAACAUGUCUACUCAAAUGCCCACCCCUUUUCCUUUUUUACGUUGUUUCCUCCACUUGGCCUAUCGUGGUCACUUGAGGGAUGUUUUACACAAUGGUUUUCAGUCAUUACAAUAAAAUAUAUAUGGUGAACAUGA
Sinocyclocheilus rhinocerous is the source of this 2828-nucleotide messenger RNA. Its product is annotated as 26S proteasome non-ATPase regulatory subunit 1-like. Gene Ontology annotation, cellular component: nucleus; proteasome regulatory particle, base subcomplex; proteasome storage granule. Gene Ontology annotation, biological process: regulation of protein catabolic process; proteasome-mediated ubiquitin-dependent protein catabolic process. Gene Ontology annotation, molecular function: enzyme regulator activity. Lineage: Eukaryota; Metazoa; Chordata; Actinopteri; Cypriniformes; Cyprinidae. The coding region runs from base 171 to 2642 and encodes 823 amino acids. The transcript is spliced from 24 exons. The record is from RefSeq and is a predicted model, not a curated record.